UGACAUUUUAGACUAGUUUAGCUAAGAGGAGUUAGCAGUGUUUACACCACCGUUGCAUGCUGUUUCUUUGGACUGAAAUAGUCUGGAAUAGUCUGGACUAAAGAUGCUGUUGACCCUAUGACCUGGGAUAAGCGGGGAUGACCGGAGGUGGCGGUUGACAUGGCCCUAGGUGCACUGCUCUUGUUGAUGUUACUGCUGGGACUGUUUGACGAUGUGUGUGCAGUUCCUGCUCCUUCUGGCCUCUUCAUGAAGUCCAUCAACAUGAGACACACUCUGACCUGGCUCCCCCUAGAGGACAAGUGCAACACUACAGUGCAGUAUUCAGUCCAGUACCAAGGGGACUUUGAGCGGCUGGUCUUGAACAGGACCUGGUUGAAUGCUGCCCGCUGCCAGCUGACCUCUCUGUGCCAGUGUGAUCUAAGCUUAGAGCUGGCCUCAGACUCAGACUACAACCUUAGGGUCUGUGCACACUGUGGGCGUGACCGGUCACCAUGGCAACAGCUGGUCCCGCCUUUCAAUCGCAUUGAUACGGUGCUAUUGUCCCCGAGGAUGAAGCUUGACGUGCUGGGGGACAGUGUGCUUGUGUCUCUGGAGGAUGUACCUCAGAUCUGUUUCGUGCGAGUGUCUCUGUGGAGAAGGGGUCUCCGGGACCAGGUGCAGGAGAAGGUGGUUCGCUUAAAGCAGGUCCUGUUUGACAGCCCUCCUCUGCUGGAGGGAGAGGAGUACUGCGUCCAAGCACAGAUUGAGCUGCCCUCUGGCCCCAGGAGCAGCCCCACAGCACCACAGUGUGUCCCUAUCCCAGGUCCUGAAAGCUGGUCGUUGGAGAAGCGGGUCACUGUGGUGUUCGGUGUCCUCUUGUCUGCAGGAAUUCUAUGUACUGUCGUCUGGUUCAGUGUCCGUGGCCUGCCUCAGACCUGCCUUAGGUUGUUCCACAAAGUGGAGCUGCCACAUUCCCUGCAUUUUCAGGAGGACAAGGACAUUUUACCUCAGAUACAAAAGGAGCCCCAGGAGAAAGUCCACAUGUUGAAGGUGGUAGCACCUCCCCCCUCUGCUGUGGAUCUUCUGUAAGGACGGUCCAGAAGUCCUCCCCCCUCUGCUGUGGCUCUUCUGUAAGGACAGUCCAAGAGUCCUUCCCCCUCUGCUGUGGCUCUUCUGUAAGGACGAACCAAGAGUCCUCCCCCCUCUGCUGUGGCUCUUCUGUAAGGACAGUCCAAGAGUCCUCCCCCCUCUGCUGUGGCUCUUCUGUAAGGACAGUCCAAGAGUCCUCCCCCCUCUGCUGUGGCUCUUCUGUAAGGACAGUCCAAGAGUCCUCCCCCCUCUGCUGUGGCUCUUCUGUAGGGAUGAGAGAGUAUUGGUCCUGAUAGUGGAGGUCUGCAAGGAUGUACUUUUACCUCUGACAAACCAAAGUCUUGAUCAGGAGAAAUGUGCUGCAGACAGACUGGAUGAACAUUCAUUCUAAUGAUCUCCUGAUGGUCGGGAGGCGAUGAAGGAUGGGUCAAAUGCAGAGGACAAUAUAUAAUGAUCUCCUGAUGGUCGGGAGGCGAUGAAGGAUGGAUCUAUGAGAACAUUUACAUUUUAUAAUAGUAUUUAUCAGUGUUUUGGAAGUGUUAGAUCUUGAUGAGAUCAAAUUAUUAAAGGUGCAUUAUGUAAAUUUUCAGGAGUGGUCCUCUUAUCUCCAUGGUUACUUCAUUAAUAUUAAUAUUACCACUUGAAAAAAAAUAAAUUCUUAGCAGGCUUGCCUCUCCACUGAUC
Messenger RNA from Periophthalmus magnuspinnatus, 1752 nucleotides. It is a transcript of the gene il20rb, whose product is annotated as cytokine receptor family member B16. The coding region runs from base 160 to 1068 and encodes 302 amino acids. The record is from RefSeq and is a predicted model, not a curated record. Gene Ontology annotation, molecular function: interleukin-20 binding. NCBI's taxonomy places the organism in Eukaryota, Metazoa, Chordata, Actinopteri, Gobiiformes, Gobiidae. The transcript has 7 exons.